Ilex paraguariensis (yerba mate) is the source of this 747-nucleotide messenger RNA. The record is from the annotation of a GenBank genome assembly. NCBI's taxonomy places the organism in Eukaryota, Viridiplantae, Streptophyta, Magnoliopsida, Aquifoliales, Aquifoliaceae.
AUGAGGGGAUAUGAUUACAAGGUGAAUGAAACUGUCAAUGUUGUCUCUGCGAAAACAACGGAGAUUGGACAGAAGACCUGGGGAAUCAUGAAGGGGGUCAUGGCAAUGGCUUCACAGAAAGUGGAGGAGUACACCAAAGAAGGUAACAGCUGGAACAAUGAUAGCUGGCAACAGAAUGAGAGGAAGAGUGAUGGUUUGUGCCAGGAGUUUGGACAGGAAGUCAAAGGAUGGAAUUCUACCAGAGGGCUGCCCGCAUCUGGUCAGCAUUUAAAUUCUGUCAGCUCAGGCUCGUGGGAUGAUUGGGAUAGUAAAGACAACUGGAAGGAACAAUCAACAAAAGAAAAAACAUCCCAUAAUGGGGACAGCUGGACAGGCUGGGAUGAUGCUAAAGAUGAUGGAUACGACAAUCUUUACCAGAGUGCAUAUGAUUGCAAGGCAGCGGGUCACAAUGGGAAAUUGGAUGCUAAGUGGACGGAGGGAGGCUUCCUGUGAGGUGAGGACAUUAUUCCCAACAUUUUUUCCAAAACUUUCCCUCCGAAAUUUGUUUUUUUUUUCUCUGUGUAAUUUAGUUUGUGUUUGAAAAUAGUUUAUAUAUAUCAUCAUUAACAUGGCGGGUAAAUUGCUCAACUAAAGAGGAGUGCUGUUUGUGUUCGUGAGAAUCAUUAUUUGUUGUUUAAAUUUUAGAUUUCCUUUGUAUUUGGAAUAAAUGUAGCAUUAUUGUUUUUGUUUAUAUUUUGAUGACAGUAC